AUGUGCUGUACUAAAAUGACUUUUGUUAUGAUUGUGUUAUCGAAGCAAUCUAUUGUGCAGUCACUAGUGGGUUAUUUGGAACCCUCAUUAGUGGCUAAAAUAUGCAUAGGAGGGAAUUAUGUACGGGAUGGUUUAAGAGGAAGGCAGAGAAAAAGGAGAGGUUGUGUCAGUUGUGUGUGUAUAUGAAAUAGUAUACAACAGUAUAGCCUCUCUUAAUGGACAUUCUUUAUAGUGGACACCUUCAUUCAACUGACAGUGUACCAAUUACAUUCCUUACUGUAUGCCUCCACAUAAAGGUGUGUCAUGCUGAAUUAAAUGCUAUCCUUAAUAAGAACUCAGCUGAUGUUAAAGGAUGUACUAUAUAUGUUGCAUUGUUCCCUUGUAAUGAGUGUGCUAAGCUGAUCAUACAGUCUGGUAUCACUGAGAUAUUAAACGUCAGUGAUAAACAUCAUGAUACUGAUCACAUGAUUGCUAGCAGGAAACUACUGGACAUGGCUAAAGUUAAAUACAGUCAAUUUAUUCCUUCAAUAAAGACACUAACAAUUGAUUUCUCAUCUAUUGAUGAUUGUGUGUAUAAUCACUGGACACAAUAAAGGACUAAUGCAGUACCAAACACUUUUUGUGUAAGUAAAACUGAUUAAAAUUGACCUUGACGCUAAUGUGUAUUAAUUUGUUGUUUU
Amphimedon queenslandica is the source of this 680-nucleotide messenger RNA. Its product is annotated as deoxycytidylate deaminase-like. Gene Ontology annotation, cellular component: cytoplasm. The transcript has 2 exons. Bases 216 to 593 code for a protein of 125 amino acids. Lineage: Eukaryota; Metazoa; Porifera; Demospongiae; Haplosclerida; Niphatidae. Gene Ontology annotation, molecular function: dCMP deaminase activity; zinc ion binding. The record is from RefSeq and is a predicted model, not a curated record.